Molecule: messenger RNA, 3491 nt
Organism: Oryzias latipes (Japanese medaka)
Lineage: Eukaryota; Metazoa; Chordata; Actinopteri; Beloniformes; Adrianichthyidae
Gene: st14a
Product: ST14 transmembrane serine protease matriptase a
Biological process (GO): proteolysis
Molecular function (GO): protein binding; serine-type endopeptidase activity
Source: RefSeq, a predicted model, not a curated record
UGGGGACCACUGGCCAUUUUAUGAAUUUCCAUAGUUGAGCACCGAUUUUUUUCUUUAUCUUGAUCUCUCAGAGUUGUGUUUUGUUUCUUUUCGGCGUUUUUUCUUCCGUGGUGAAGCUCAAACAGGAAGCGUUUCCAAAUGUUGGUGUGACGACGGAGACACGCCCGCCGAAACCAACCUGCGCCUCCCGGAAGAGGAGUCCCAUAGCUCACCUGUUAGGCCCUCCUGUCCACACUGACGGGCGGGCGCUCUUUGGGACAAAAGGUUCUUUUAACACCUCCGAACCAAAUUUUAUUUUAAUUAGAUUUUUUUGGUUGGAAGACGACACCCUUUGGACUCACCUGUGCGGCUGCGCUCAGGAAUAAAACGGAUUUGGUUCGAAUUGACUCCGCGAUGGACUACAUGGCAAGUGGAUCCAAGUACACUCCAGACAAGGGCAAAGAAAUGGAAUCCACUGUGCAUUUCCUACCAGCUGCCGACAAUGCAAAGUAUGAGAAGAAGAAGGGACCCAACAAAAUCGGGGCUGUGAUCGGCGUUCUGGUCCUGGUUUUGGUCAUUGCUCUCAUGGUCGGACUGCUGGUCUGGCAUUUCCACUUUCGCAAGGAAUCGUGGGUAAAGAGGAUGUACAGCGGCUCCAUGCGGCUCACAGAUCAGGCGUUUGAAAACUCUUAUGAAAACUCCAGCACUCCUGAGUUCAAAGCUCUGGCAGAUCUGGUGAAAAAACAGCUCAAAAAUCUCUACUCUGCAAAUCCUCAACUGAAGAAGUACUAUGUGGGCUCCACCGUUCAGGCUUUCAGUGAAGGCAGUGUUAUUGCCUACUACCUGUCGGAGUUCAAAAUCCCAGAAGCCCAAACAGCAGCUAUUGACAACGCUAUGUCUGAAAUAGACAAAGGAAAAUCGAGAUCCUUCCCUGUCAUCAACGUGGAUGAUGUGGUGUCUUCAGCGAUCGAUCCCCGAAUGUUCACCAGACACUUCAAUAGUAGCAGGCGGGACAGUAAACAUGUCACCGGCACCGGCAGUCUACAGAUCCAGUCCCCUGGCUUCCCCAACUCCCCGUACCCCCCCAGCAGCUUCAUGCAGUGGGAGCUGAGAGGAGACGUCAAUCACGUCAUGAAGCUGAAAUUUGAAUCACUACAUUUGGAGGAGAACUGCAGCAAUGACUUCAUCAAAAUCUACGACUCGCUGGUGACCAUCGAGAGACGCCUUAUGGAGGAGUUAUGUGGAUACCAUUCACCCAGCUCUCAGCUGACAUUCGUGUCGUCCCGGAACGUCAUACUGGUGACGAUGGCUACAGAUGAAGGAAAGAACUUCCCAGGAUUUCGAGCCACGGUCUCCCAAAUUCCAAGGGGAAGUAAAGAGUUGAGCUGUGGUGGUAGUCUGUUUGGCUCUAAAGGCAGCUUCUCUUCUCCCAACUACCCAAGCUUUUAUCCUCCCAACACUCUUUGCAGAUGGACCAUCACGGUCCCUCAAGACUUGGUGGUGAAACUGAGGUUCCUAAAGUUCUACGUAGCCGAUGCUGGAGAGAAAAAUAGUAAUGACUGUCUGAAGGACUACGUGAAGAUCGAUGAUGAGAAACUGUGUGGGGAGAAUCCUGAUGGAACAUUUAGGAUUGGGACGUCCAACAUCAUGAAGGUGGAGUUUAGGUCCGACACUUCCUACGUGGACCUGGGCUUCAGUGCAGAGUUUGAAGCGGUUAAAGACGAAAAUCCUUGUCCUAAACAGUUCACGUGUAAGAACCAGAGGUGCAUAAAGACUGAGCUCAGGUGUGAUGGCAGGGACGACUGCUGGGACAACAGCGAUGAGAUGGAUUGCAAAUGCAACUCGAGCUUUAUUAAUUGCAAAAACGGGUUUUGCGUAUUGCCCUUCUGGAAAUGUGACGGCAAAGAUGACUGUGGAGACAACACAGAUGAGAUGGGCUGUGGUUGUGGAGCAGGGCAAUUUCAGUGCAACAAUAAGAAAUGUGUGUCUGAGAAAAAUCACUGCGAUGGCAAAGACAACUGUGGAGACGGCUCAGAUGAGCUCAACUGUCCAGGAGGUACCAAGACAAUUUGCACUGAGAGUUCAUUCAGAUGCAAAAGCGGAGAGUGCAUCAACAAAAUUAACCCAGAGUGCGACGGAACUCAGGAUUGCUCCGAUGGAUCUGACGAGCAGAACUGCAACUGCGGCACGUUCAUGACCCCACGUUCCCGCGUUGUGGGCGGCGUGGAUGCUGAGAGGGGAGAGUUUCCCUGGCAAGUCAGCUUGCAUAUGAAAGACGUCGGUCACGCAUGUGGAGCAUCCCUCAUUAAUGAAAAAUGGCUGGUCACUGCGGCGCACUGUGUGAAAGAUCGAUUUGACGGAAGACCCUCUAUGCCUUCAACGUGGGAAGCUUUCUUAGGCCUUAAAACCCAAAAAGAGUCAUCUAAAGAAGUUCAAAGGAGAUUCCUCAAACAGGUCAUACCACACCCUAAUUACAACUACGACACAUACGAUAACGACAUCGCCUUGAUGGAGCUGGAAAGACCUGUUGACUAUACGGACUUCAUCAAACCCAUCUGCUUGCCAGCUCCUCAGCAUAUUUUUGAAGUUGGGAAGCAAGUUUAUAUCACAGGAUGGGGGGCCUUACGAGAAGGAGCAAAUCAAGCUGCAACUAUCCUGCAGAAGGCCGAGGUUCGGAUCAUAAACCAGACGGUGUGUAACACCUUAAUGGGAGGGGAAAUCACCAACCAGAUGCUUUGUGCCGGAGUUCUUCAAGGAGGAGUUGACGCUUGUCAAGGCGACUCUGGCGGUCCUCUGUCCAGUAAAGAGGGGAAACGUAUGUUCCUGGCUGGAGUGGUCAGUUGGGGUGAGGGCUGUGCCCGCAAAAACAGACCUGGCAUUUACACCAGGGUCACCAAAUUCCUCGGCUGGAUCAAAGAAAAGACAGGAGUGUAGUCGGCAUCGAAAUGGUCCAAGGUGACCAAAAAGGGACUUGGACUGGUGACGAUGUGUACAGACAAACAUCACCCCGACUGCAGACGCAGUGGCCUUGGCUACUUGAUGUAGAAAAAGCACUGGUUCCUCCAUCUUUUACACGUUUCAGUGAUUUUUAUUUUAUUUUUGAUUUUUAUUUUUUAUUUCCAGAGCGGGGGUUUGCCAAAUCUUUUAAAUGUAAAUAAAUGUUUUUAGUUUGUUUUUGUUUUUUUGUGCGUGUGUUUGAAUGGAGAAACGUAGAUGCUGUGCAGGAAAUCAAUGUUACACGUGUGAAUGUCUAUGCAUGAACUGUUUAUUCUCACUCCAUUGUCUGUCGUUUUAUGUCAUGUUUAGAAAUAUUGACAGUGGAUAUUUGUUCUGAUUUAAUUGAGUGAAACACAAAAUUAAUUCAAACAUUAGCCUGAAUUAUUUUCAGGAUAUUGGUUAUCCUGAUUCCAUCUGAAUUUUUUUUUUUUUAUAUUCAAGACUGUAAAAUACUUCUACCCAGUUUGAUUUUCGGCUCAUCUGAUAGUUUUUAAAUAAAAGAUUCUUUCUUGAAA